AUGGAGGCUUUGUCACAGCUGUGGACUCAGUUUGGCGGUGACUUUGAGGAUGAAGAGUACGAUGCCGAGCCCGACCCCUGGGCUGGUUUCUACAAGGACUUGGAGAACUUGGUGAGGCAGCGGCCCAAGGAUCCGUUGAAGGCUUUUGGCAAGCUCCUCCGGCGGCAUGCUGCUGCGGGCGAUGGUGGCAAUGCUGGCUGGGAAAGGCAGACUGACCCUGCUCAGUGGGCCCAGCACGGCUGGGUCGAUUGGUCCGAUGCUCAGGAUUACGGCUAUGGUGCGGAAGGCUCGUCCUGGGAGGCUUGGCCUUCGCAAGGCCAGGACUGGGCGGCUACGCAAGAUCACUUUGAGGUGGAGGGUGAUGCUGGCGAUCAUGGUGAUGGCUGGCAGCAGGUCUCUAGAAAGAAGGGGGCCCCGAAGCAGGCUAUGCCUUCUACGGCUCCUGCCCGGCAGGUCUUGGCUGAGGAGCCCAAACGGCGCCACCGUCGUGGUCACGCUGCUGGGCGAGAGGCUCCAAUUUCGGGUGGGCAGCUUGCGCCUGCAGACUGGCAGCCCCGACCGGAGGAUUGGGGGGCAUCUACUCGGAUGGUGAAGCGCUGCCGCGAGGCUAUCGAGGCCCUCGAGGCUGAUGAGGACGCCUCGCUCAUUGCCUACCCGCAGUCCGAGGACGAGCUUGAGCUUUUUCGCACCUUUGUUCAGGGAGCUGCGGUCGACACCGCCUUUGCCGUUGUCAUUCUUAAGGGCCACUUCGAGGACACCCGUACAGCCUGCACGGAAUUGGAGUGGGAGGAAAAGCGGAUCCCGGGCAUUUGGCGCAACCAGCUCCGAGUCGUCAAUGCGUGGGUCGGAUCCCAUGGUGCUUCAGCUCCCAAGCUGACUUCGCAAGCUGUGCCGGUGACCGCACCGACCGGCCGUGGUGAGACGUGUGUCUUGCGUGUGCAUGCUGAUGCGUGUUUCUUUGGGCAGGGGCAUUGGGGCCCUGCAAAGGCUCAGCCUGGCUCGGCCUUUCGACGCUGGGCACAAGGUGCUUGUGGACGUGUCCAUGAUACCUGGGCCUGGGAAUUGGUGGACGGGCCUGCUGGGCGACUUCUUGGCAUCCAAGGCCUGGUCAGGGUUCCUUCUUCGCAAGUUUCGGCA
Symbiodinium sp. CCMP2456 is the source of this 1137-nucleotide messenger RNA. The record is from the annotation of a GenBank genome assembly. Lineage: Eukaryota; Dinophyceae; Suessiales; Symbiodiniaceae.